Molecule: messenger RNA, 1129 nt
Organism: Procambarus clarkii (red swamp crayfish)
Lineage: Eukaryota; Metazoa; Arthropoda; Malacostraca; Decapoda; Cambaridae
Product: Krueppel-like factor 12
Biological process (GO): regulation of transcription by RNA polymerase II
Molecular function (GO): DNA-binding transcription factor activity, RNA polymerase II-specific; RNA polymerase II cis-regulatory region sequence-specific DNA binding
Source: RefSeq, a predicted model, not a curated record
AACUGUUACGAGAUGGACCGUUACCUGAAGGACGAGCCUCGGGUGAAGGGCGGCGGCCGCAAGCUUGGCAGCUGUGAGGUCGACACCCCCUGGCAGGCCUUCUACGAGGACUGCGGCCACGACUCCUCCGCGCAGCCCCUGCGUAUCUACAAGCUCACCAGACCCCUCAAGGGCGGGCGCAACUCCCGCCUCCUGGUGAAGGUCAAGGCCGAGACCCUCAACGCCGAGCUGAACAUUAAGCGGGAAAACUUUGACCACGACGCUUGCGAAAAGACCGAGCCUCUGGACGAUGAGGUAAUCGUCAAGGACGAACCCUUGGAGGACCUCGAUGACCCCUUAAGUCAGGACGACCUCUGUGGUUCAGAACGAUCCUUAGAUUCUGUGUCAGUGUCCUCUUCCUCCUCCUCCGCCUCCUCCCUCGCCUCCUUGGAGGGCGACCUCGAUGCUCCGGUCAGUGUGGGCGACCAGAGCCCUACCCGCGGGCGCUCGCUCGUCUCGUGGGCGUCGUCCGAAGACAUGGUGACGGACGCGCGGCUGGAAUCCGGUGCGCGACGAGGCUCCAGCACGUCGUUCUUCGGCGCGACGAAACUCCUGACGGCCAAAUCGGCGCCCAACAUCGCCACACUGACCCCACCCUCCUCCCCGGAGACCUCGCCUGUCACACACACCCACACACUCCUCAAGGUUCACGCCCGCUCACAAGUGCCAAAGUUUAUCUCCUUCGCCACCUCCUUGCCCCUCAAGACGAGUAGCAGCAACAACAGCAGUAGCCUAACUAUGGGCGUGCGAGGGAUGAGUGUGGGCGUGCACCCGCGGGCGGCAGACACCUCCCCGGAUGCCAAGCGGCGGGUGCACAAGUGUCUCUUCCCAGGCUGCAAGAAAGUCUACACCAAGUCCUCGCAUCUCAAGGCCCACCAACGUACACAUACCGGUAAGUCCAAUGUCACUCGUAAGAGUGGAAUUAUUUCUACUAACUGUCGUAAGGGACAGUUAUGGCUGCCUGUCUAUUACCCCCUUUUUCGGGAUCCUGUCGUAUGGGAGUGUUUUAUUGGUCCCUAUAGAUUCGCCUUGCUUCUUGGUUUCCAAGAUUAAUGAGGGUCAGGAAUGGUCGUGUGCUGUAAUUAUUAAU